Aspergillus homomorphus CBS 101889 is the source of this 936-nucleotide messenger RNA. Its product is annotated as putative di-, tri-valent inorganic cation transporter. The transcript is spliced from 8 exons. Gene Ontology annotation, molecular function: zinc ion transmembrane transporter activity. Gene Ontology annotation, cellular component: membrane. The record is from RefSeq and is a predicted model, not a curated record. NCBI's taxonomy places the organism in Eukaryota, Fungi, Ascomycota, Eurotiomycetes, Eurotiales, Aspergillaceae. Gene Ontology annotation, biological process: zinc ion transmembrane transport; intracellular zinc ion homeostasis. Bases 1 to 936 code for a protein of 311 amino acids.
AUGUCACCCAAAAUCUCGCGCUCUCAGCGCUUAAUGGUCGUUAUCGCAAUUUCCUCUGCAUUUUUCGUGUCAGAGAUCUCAGUCGGUUUUUACACACAUUCGCUAGCUUUGGUGGCCGAUGCCUUUCACUACUUGAGCGACUUAGUAUCGUUUGUUGUCGCAUUGCUAGCUCUCAGGGUAUCAGAGGCCGAUGAAUCGCCCAAGGCACUCUCAUUUGGAUGGCAGCGAGCCCAAUUACUGGGUGCCUUUUUCAACGGGGUCCUUCUGCUCGGGCUUGGCAUAUCCGUCUUCUUGCAGUCUAUUGAGCGCUUUAUCUCGAUAGAACGUGUUGAAAAUCCUAAGCUCAUGUUCAUCAUGGGAUCUAUUGGCUUAGGACUUAACCUAAUAAGCGCAACAUUCCUCCAUGGUAUGAUGGGGGUAUUGGUCCAUGUUCUUGGUGACGCCGCCAAUAACCUUGGAGUCAUGGCCGCGGCGUUGGUGAUCUGGUUGACCCAUUAUGAGGGUCGAUACUAUGCCGAUCCAGGGACGACUAUGGGUAUUUCAAUCAUGAUUAUCCUGUCCUCUUUCCCGCUUAUGCGACGAUCCGGUCUCAUCUUACUUGAGAGCACGCCGAACGGAGUCGAUGCUGCAGAUGUGAAGCAUGACCUGGAGAAGAUACCCGGCGUACUUUCAAUCCAUGAGCUUCACAUCUGGCAAUUGAACCAGCACAAGACACUGGCAUCUGUCCAUGUGAUGUUGUCUGAUAGCUCGGUCCCGAGAUUCUUAAAAUUAACCAAGACCAUCAACGAAUGUUUUCAUGCGUAUGGAAUUCAUUCAACCACCAUCCAGCCGGAGGUGGUACAUCCGGGGACAAUCGCUAGAUUGGAGACGGAAGAAUUGGAGAAAUGUCAGGUCGUGUGUGGGACAAUGUGCACAGGAUUAACCUGUUGUGGAUAG